Molecule: messenger RNA, 1493 nt
Organism: Labeo rohita (rohu)
Lineage: Eukaryota; Metazoa; Chordata; Actinopteri; Cypriniformes; Cyprinidae
Product: gastrula zinc finger protein XlCGF8.2DB-like
Exons: 3
Coding region: 243-1421 (392 amino acids)
Source: RefSeq, a predicted model, not a curated record
GUUUCUGUGCCUGUGAUUCGGCUGAAGAAAGGUUUGCGCUUUUAAUCAUUUAAUGUUUAAAUCAAUACAGUUCGUUUAGAGAAGUGUUUAUACAACUGUAGAAUUAAUUAUGAUCGAAUUAAGCACUGUAAUGUUUUAUCUUGUGACAUAAAUGAAGAUUUUGUGUGAGUAUAAGCGCCACCACGGGACAAAGUGUCAAAACAGAAAAACAACCGAGCAAUCCAUGUGACACUAUUAUAAAGAUGGCUUUUAUUAAAGAAGAGAGUGAAGACAUGAAGAUUGAAGAAGCAUUCAGAGUCAAACAGGAAGAUUCUGAGGAACAAACAGACCUAGUAGCACUGAAAGAGGAGAGUCAAGAAGUGAAUGAAGUGGACGUGAAAGAUUGGAGUAUGAAACAUAAUGAUUUUAUGAAUGGAGAAAAAUCCACACCGACUGAAAAGACUUCCUCAGGAGACAGAGCUCGGAAAAACAAAUCAAGCAGCUGUUUUACCUGCCAUCAUUGUGGAAAGAGGUUCUCUCAAAAACAAAACUUGGCAGUCCACAUGAGAAUUCACACUGGAGAAAAGCCUUUCACUUGUCCUCAGUGUGGACAGAGCUUUACACGUAAAGAAACCCUUAAUAGCCACGUGAGAAUUCACACUAGAGAGAAGCCCUUCAAAUGCCAAGAGUGUGGACAGAAUUUUACACAAAAAGGACACCUUAGUGCCCACAUGAGAGGUCACACUGGACAGAAGCCUUUUACUUGCACUCAGUGUGGACAGGGUUUUACACGUAAAGAAUCCCUUAAUGCCCACGUGAGAAUUCACACUGGAGAGAAGCCUUUCAUCUGCCAACAAUGUGGACAGAGUUUUACACAAAAAGGAAACCUCAGUGCCCACAUGAGAAUUCACACUGGAGAGAAGCCUUAUCCUUGCAAACUGUGUGGGAAGAGUUACUCACGAAAAGACUGUCUUAAGAUUCAUUUGAGAGUACACAUUGGAGAGAAGCCAUUCACAUGUGGCGGGUGUGGAAAGAAUUUCAUAAGUAAAGUAAACCUUUAUCAGCACAUGAGAAUUCAUACAAGAGAGAACUGUUUUGUAUGUCAUCAGUGUGGAAUGAGUUUCAUAGAUGGGAAACAACUUAAGGAUCAUGUUAAAAUUCACAUCGGAGAGAAGCCUUUCAUGUGCCAUCACUGUGGAAAGACGUGCAUAAACAAAUCAAUUCUUAAGGUUCACGUUAGGGUUCACACUGGAGAGAAACCUUUCUCCUGCCCUCAGUGUGGAAAGCAUUUUACUCAAAAACAAAACAUUAAAGUCCACAUGAGGGUUCACACUGGAGAGAGGCCUUUCAAAUGUCUUUGCUGUGAAGAAAGUUUUACAUAUCAAAGAGACCUGAAGCAUCAUUUGCAAACUCAUUCUGAAAACCCAUUGCAGUGUUCCUGAGUGUGGUAAGAGGGUACAGAAUACAGCAGUUUCUGAAAAAACCUGCCUAUUCACUCUGUUGGAGGACAUCUA